AUGUUCUUCAACAUCUUCACCAAGAAGACUUCCAGUUCCACAGCCAAAGCCAACAACACCCAAGCGUCCAACGACGCUCCCACUGGCCAGAGAGACCGUCCUCUUGAUGAAGAUGAAGAGCUUCUUCGUCUUCGAGGAGGGGCAAAAACAAGAGCAGCACCCCCCACCACCGCGCCGGUCAUGCACAUCGCAGCCAUGGCCAUGCCCAUCAUGACGCUCAUACGGCAGCAACACACAUGUCGACGAGCGGGGGUGGCGUAUAUAGCGGUGGAGGAGGAAUGA
This is a messenger RNA of Cryptococcus wingfieldii CBS 7118, 282 nucleotides long. RefSeq lists its product as hypothetical. The record is from RefSeq and is a predicted model, not a curated record. The transcript is spliced from 2 exons. NCBI's taxonomy places the organism in Eukaryota, Fungi, Basidiomycota, Tremellomycetes, Tremellales, Cryptococcaceae. Bases 1 to 282 code for a protein of 93 amino acids.